This is a messenger RNA of Nezara viridula (southern green stink bug), 3721 nucleotides long. Lineage: Eukaryota; Metazoa; Arthropoda; Insecta; Hemiptera; Pentatomidae. The record is from the annotation of a GenBank genome assembly.
CUCGGACCGGGAGCGGUGGAGGGAGUAGACGGCACUCAGAUCGCGAUGCUCUACCUCCUAGUCUACUUCGUGGCCCUGGCUGUCGCCUCUCCUAUCAUCUCCAAGUUCACAGGAUCAGAACAAUGUUCACCCGGAGACCUCAUUUGGGUCGAUUGUAACCUCUGCACCUGCAACCUUCAGGGGAAGCCGAACCUCAUCUGCGCCAAGAUGUGGUGCCAACCGCAACCCAAGGAAAAGAACUCGAUCGAAAAAGAACUUAUGUAGCUUUAAUUAGUAUAGUGCGAUUCAAAGUGAUACAUCUUCUGCCGAUUAGUAUCUUUGUUGCAUACUCAACAAGAUAUCAAUAUCAGCAAAACAACUUCCAUUUAAAUUAAUAAUGUUUAAUAACUGCCAAUGCCUCUAGUAUAGAGACACGUAUAAAUAAAGAAAGAAAAUAAUCAAGUUCAAUCUCAUGUAUAGCAUAGAUAUAAUUAGCAAGUAAUCAUUAAUUCAGCGGCUACACAGAUGCAGAAUGAUGUGUCCUUUGGUAACUAAUAAAAAAUAUUGCAAAAUUCCUUAAUUGUUGUAGAUAAGUUUUAGUUUUGUGCUAAGAACUUCAAAUGUAUUUAGUAUCUUAGUAAAAACUAGCAUUGAAUGAAAAAAAGUGUAAUAAUUUUUAAAUGAAUUUCCUAGUCAUUUAAUACCAAAUCUCCGAUUACCAAAACAUCUCAAGGAUUAAAUUUUAUAUUUUCGUUAAAUUAGUAUUUUUCUCUUCCUAUUCCUCCUAAAAGAUCAUUUUUUCACUCAGUGAAGGUUUACUUUUUAUUUUGUGAAAUACAGAUGUCGUUGUGUCGCAGGCAUUGUAAGACACUUUGGAUAAUAUCAACAAGACAUUUAAAUAGAAGUAUGUCUAGCAUAUAAUGCCUAUUACAGGAUUGUAAUGCUGUUAAGGGCAAGAGAGAGGUAAUAGGACCACAUCAGAGUAAAAGUCCUGUCAGAAGAUCUUGCACUUAAUAACCAAGAUUAUUAAAUGUUUUUUAUUGUAGAACUUUGAAGUUGGAAUAUAAUUUAAUAGAAAAAUAACUUGAUUCUGGGACAAAGUCCCUUUAGAAUAACAGCCUUUAUUCAGAAAAUAAAACGAUUACUUCUGGAUUAUGGCUGUAGAAAAUAAAUAUCACCACUGUGUGCAAUCAAUGCAUAUAAUUUUUGAAAUUAACGAUAUUUAUAUAUUAAUACAAGUAUUUUUGAAAAAAUCUUAUUAAUUAUAAUAUGAAAAUCAUAAGAGUAAUAAGAUCCAGAUAUAAAAAAAUUAUUUGUAAUGCUAAAGUUAAAAGUAAAACACGAAUUUCUUGUUUUUUUCUUCUCAAUUUUUUUUUUAUUAGUAGUUUCCACUAAUAGUGGGUUUUCUUAACCUAGAGUCCAUGGAUGCCUUCUUUCCAUAAUGUCCUAUACAUAUACAUAUAUAUAUAUAUAUAUAUAUAUAUAUAUAUAUAUAUAUAUAUAUAUAUAUAUAUAUAUAUAUAUGUAUAUGUAUAUGUAUAUGUAUAUAUGUAUAUAUAUGUAUAGGUGCAUUUUACCAGUAGAAGACCCAUCAUGGAUUCCUCCACUUUGUUAUCCCAGGUCUUCCUCGUCUUCUUCUUUUCAUAGUUUUCCAUGAGUAGACUUCUUUGAGUAGUUUUCCAACGGGCAUUCUUUUCAAAUUCUAUACUACUUCAGGCAUUUUUUCUCGAUCUCUUCCAGAACGGUUCGAUAUUAUUGUAGAUAUUUAUUUUUGUUUUGGGGAUAAUGUUCCGAUUCCAUAAUACCAAGUUGUGCAUUUAUAAGGUCUUUUUGCCAUCUGAAAUUUUUCUUUUUAUUUCCACAUCACAUGGACCAUCCAUUUCAAUUAUGAAACCAAGAUAUUUAAAAUGCUUAACUCUUUUUAGAACUCCUCCUGGAUUCAUUUCUAUGUCCUCAUUAUUCAAUGUCAUGUGUUCCGUUUUUUCUGCAUUAAUAACUAGUCCCCACUGCUGGUAUUCCUCAUUUAAUUUCCUUAACAUAUAUCCAGCAUCUUCUGCGUCCUGUGCAAUGAUGACCUGGUCAUCUGUGAAGGAUAGGUUAUAAAGGAAACCAUUUUAUUUCAACUGAAUCUUCAUGGGUUCACAUUUUAUUCAAGAUGCUUUCAUUCUUCUCAAUAAUAGCGGUUUUUCACAUUUUUUUUUUUUUCUAAAUAUGAUGACAAAGAUAUCUUUGAUGUUUUGCAGGUUCUGUUUUUAAAACUAAAACUGGAAGCCAGAGGACAGUACCAAAAAUUCCUGAUUGACAACUCCAACAUAAUAUAUUAACCACUAAAUUCAAGUAACAUAUUAUGAAAUUUUUAUUAUUGAUUCUUCCUCAUUAAAUUUAUAAAAAUAUAACAAGAUUGAUGUAAUGAUUAAAAAAGCUCGAGUCUGUAUUUAUUCUAACUGGCAUGACUUAAUUUUUUUUCAUGAAAGUGGCCAGGGUGGAACAGUGUGGAAAAAUGGAAAUAAAAUAGCAACAGAUAUAAUUAAUACAUUUCUGAGAAAUUUAAAGGAAGAAAUGAGUUGGUUAUUUGUAUUUCAACAUUUUGAAAGAAAAUAAAGGACAACCUCUAUAAGAAUAAAAUUGAAUUAACAAAGCUGCCUUCUCUCACCUAUUGUGGCAAAUUUGUUUGAGCUCACUACAGCCUCGAUGAUUUUUGUUUCUGUUUCUUAAAUCAUAGAUAAUAAUACUAAUAUAAUAUUGAUUAUACAGUGAUUAGUUUUUUAAAUAUUUGAAAUUAGCAAUUAAAUUCGGGGGGAAUAACAAUAAUUUAGAAGCUAAUUUCAAGAUUAUCGAGGAAUGCGCUGGCUGUUCAUGAACUAGUUUCACAUCAAAGUUACUCUAAUCAUUGUUAAAUUAUUUCUUUUUUUAUUUUUCACUAACCAAUAGUAUAUUAAUGGAAACUUUUAUAUAAAAAAAGUAAAAGUCAAUUGUCAAUAAAUAUUAACAUAUCUUAAGACAACUCAUUUGUUUUCAGAGAUACAUUUAGACAAGAUGGACAAGUAACAAAGACUUUUUGGUAGUAAAUUACCUUUAAAUUAUGAAACAAAACUGAUUUUUUCCUUUAAGAUACUGGCAUUGGAAUCCGUGUUUAACAAUUAAGCAGAACAGCCAAUGCACUACCCUUACUAGUAGUUUUAACAAUCAAACAUUAAUAAAUGUAUAAAAAAUAUUAUUCAAACAGUUGUGUCAGCCCGACCAGUUUGGUUUUGGCAAUGAGCUCAUAAAAGACAAAUUUGCUGAUUUAUUUCAAGACUUAAUAUCUUACUGAACAGUAAUUCAUAAUAAUAUAAAAAUAAAAAUAACCUGAUAUAACAAUAGUUAGAAAUUAAUUGCACAAUACUAAAAAAUAAGUGAAAGUAAUAUAUAAAAAUACAAAUUUAAAACAUCCAAUUAAGACAAAAUCAUUUUUUUUAAAACAAAUUAUAUAUAUGUUUGUCGCCUAUUGAAAUCCUUGCAACACGGAACAUCAUUUUUAUAGACGUAUAUAUAUUGGUGCCUUUCCAAUAGAUCUAUAUCCCUCUCUAUCUUGUCCAGGAUCUGUUCAAGAUUGUGUUUCUUCUUCACCAUCGGGACUGAAUCGACAACUGUUGGCAGCAGCUUGAAUUCCUUGGUCAGCUCCUCCCAGGCCUUUUUCAAGCCCUGAAAACAUAACUCGGGUAUUGCCAACAUAUUUGUACACAAUUAAUAAAUAUAUUAA